Aspergillus bombycis is the source of this 1380-nucleotide messenger RNA. RefSeq names its product putative copper-activated transcription factor GRISEA (gene mac1). Gene Ontology annotation, cellular component: nucleus. The record is from RefSeq and is a predicted model, not a curated record. Gene Ontology annotation, biological process: intracellular copper ion homeostasis; positive regulation of transcription by RNA polymerase II; intracellular iron ion homeostasis. The transcript is spliced from 4 exons. NCBI's taxonomy places the organism in Eukaryota, Fungi, Ascomycota, Eurotiomycetes, Eurotiales, Aspergillaceae. Gene Ontology annotation, molecular function: DNA-binding transcription factor activity, RNA polymerase II-specific; copper ion binding; RNA polymerase II cis-regulatory region sequence-specific DNA binding. Bases 1 to 1380 code for a protein of 459 amino acids.
AUGCCUUUGGACGAAGAAGGCGCGAAGUGGUCGUGCGAACCAUGUAUCCGUGGCCAUCGUUCCUCAAAAUGCCAACAUUUCGACAGAUUGAUGAUGAAGGUGCCGAAGGCCGGACGUCCACUUGCUAAAUGUCCCCAUCCAAAAGGGACAUGUAGCUGCCAAAAGACUUAUGCAUUUAUGAUACGUAUCCCAAAAGGCUCGACGUGUCUCUGUAGACCGGUAUAUCAAGUGCCUGUAGACUCGAAUGAGUCCGCACCACCCACUCCGACUGCGCUUCCCCCUACAGCUUCACCCGCUCCUGGUAAAAUCCAGAAGUCAUCUAGAAGGCAAAUCAAAACUGCCCCCGAGAGUAUUGCGAAAGCCCUAGAUUCUAUACCAGACUUUGGAAAACAACAUCACGAAACCGGCACUUCGAGCCAUAUCUCCCCUUUCAUUCCUCAAGAUUCCGGGCUCGGAGCCAUGGGAAACAGUUUGCCUCAGGGUAUCAGUGGUGCGCCUAGCACUUUCAUACCUCGUCAGACCCUCAACAAUGGCGACGACUCGAGACCGCCAGGUGGAAGCUGUUGCUCUCAAAAAGCUCAAGCACCAGUGCAAACCAAGCCUCAAGCUUCUUGUUGUAAGAAGCCUGAAAGUACCACUCAAAAUGGCCACGACACUGAACAUACCACCGAGGGAUCGAGCGCCCCCUAUACGCCUUCUUUGAAUGCGACUUCAUUUACACCCAUUUCUACACCUCAGAUUCCUUCGUGGCAGGACUUCAAUGCAGCUGGACAAAAUCACUACUAUCAACCAUUUGUGUCGCACCAACAACCGACUGGGCAACCUGCAUAUGUGCCCGACUAUGCGUUACAUACAUCACCCAAGGCUGUUGCUAUGAGCUACCCCCAUCAGAACAUUGCCAACAGUAGUCUCACCCAAUCCUUCGUUCCGCAACCGUUUCCACAUGAUACUACUAAUUCCGGUUAUAUGGCACCGGCAACUCUCAACAGCGAUCCAACCCACAAUUGCAGCUGUGGUGAUAAUUGUCAAUGCCUGGGCUGUGCUUCUCAUCCAUUCAAUAACACCACGAGACAGCAUGUUCAAGAAAUGGGCCUUUUGGUGGCCUUUGACGGCGAGGACAAGGGCGUGGAAAAGAUGAACGGUUACCAGACCCCCUCUUUACACGGCAGACAGCAUAGUGCUACACACCUGGAUUAUUCAUAUACGAAUUUCCGCCAUGCCUUCAAUAAUGGUACACAAAAUCUUAUGAUGCAUUCCUAUGGUGAACAGAACCCAACCCCACGCAUACUUGGGAAUGGAUAUUCGUCUCCACCAGCGGAAUACCUCUCAGAGCAACAUUUUAUGGAACCUUCAGAUGUGGAAAUGAUUGUAGCUGCGUAG